This is a messenger RNA of Rhinopithecus roxellana (golden snub-nosed monkey), 3415 nucleotides long. It is a transcript of the gene SPDL1, whose product is annotated as spindle apparatus coiled-coil protein 1. The transcript has 11 exons. Gene Ontology annotation, biological process: mitotic spindle assembly checkpoint signaling; establishment of mitotic spindle orientation; protein localization to kinetochore. Lineage: Eukaryota; Metazoa; Chordata; Mammalia; Primates; Cercopithecidae. The record is from RefSeq and is a predicted model, not a curated record. Bases 278 to 2146 code for a protein of 622 amino acids. Gene Ontology annotation, cellular component: spindle pole; outer kinetochore. Gene Ontology annotation, molecular function: kinetochore binding.
CAGUAGCUGUAGGAGGGGGCGGGACGCUGCGUUGGGCGUUUCUCAUAGUUUUUCCUUUACGCGCGGCUUGGGCGGACAUCUCGUGAGACGUGGGACUUCUCGCGGGAACUGCAUUCAAAAAGCCCUGGCGCUUACCCGAGAACUAGCUGAGUGAAUGGGCUGGCGACUCUAGAGUUAGCGUCCUGAAUGAAUGUGGACGCCCUGAGCUCCCAUUAGGAGCCGCUGGCUGCGGCAGCAGGGGACAGGCGUGAGAGGUGGGUAAAAAAAGGAAAAGAACAUGGAGGCAGAUAUAGUCAUAAAUCUUCGAUGCAAGCUCAAAGAGGCUGAAGAAGAGCGACUAAAAGCUGCACAGUAUGGUUUACAACUUGUGGAGAGUCAAAAUGAAUUACAGAAUCAAUUGGAUAAAUGUCGUAAUGAAAUGAUGACCAUGACUGAGAGUUACGAACAAGAAAAAUAUACCCUUCAAAGAGAAGUUGAACUCAAGAGUCGAAUGUUAGAAAGUUUGAGCUGUGAAUGUGAAGCUAUUAAGCAACAACAAAAAAUGCACCUGGAGAAAUUGGAAGAACAACUAAGUAGAAGCCAUGGACAGGAAGUGAAUGAACUAAAAACGAAGAUAGAAAAACUGAAAGUGGAAUUAGAUGAAGCUAGGCUUAGUGAAAAGCAGCUGAAGCACCAGGUAGAUCAUCAGAAGGAACUCCUCUCUUGUAAAUCAGAGGAACUACGUGUAAUGUCUGAACGUGUGCAGGAAAGCAUGUCUUCAGAGAUGCUGGCUCUUCAAAUUGAGCUGACAGAAAUGGAGAGUAUGAAGACCACCCUCAAAGAAGAAGUGAAUGAACUACAAUACAGACAAGAACAGCUAGAACUUCUUAUUACUAACCUAAUGCGCCAGGUAGACCGGCUUAAAGAGGAAAAAGAGGAGCGAGAGAAAGAAGCAGUUUCUUACUAUAAUGCCCUAGAGAAAGCUCGUGUAGCAAAUCAAGAUCUUCAGGUACAGUUGGACCAGGCACUCCAGCAAGCCUUGGACCCCAGUAGUAAAGGCAACUCUUUGUUUGCAGAGGUGGAAGAUCGAAGGGCAGCAAUGGAACGUCAGCUUAUCAGUAUGAAAGUCAAGUAUCAAUCACUAAAGAAGCAAAAUGUAUUUAACAGGGAACAGAUGCAGAGAAUGAAGUUACAAAUCGCCACGUUGCUACAGAUGAAAGGGUCUCAAACUGAAUUUGAGCAGCAGGAACGGUUGCUUGCCAUGUUGGAACAGAAGAAUGGUGAAAUAAAACAUCUUUUAGGUGAAAUUAGAAAUCUGGAGAAAUUUAAGAAUUUAUAUGAAAGUAUGGAAUCUAAGCCUUCAGUCGACUCUGGUGCUCUGGAAGAUAACACCUAUUAUACAGAUUUACUUCAGAUGAAGCUAGAUAACUUAAACAAAGAAGUUGAAAGCACUAAAGGUGAAUUGUCCAUACAGCGAAUGAAAGCAUUAUUUGAGAGCCAACGGGCUCUGGAUAUCGAGCGAAAACUUUUUGCAAAUGAAAGAUGCCUCCAGCUUUCAGAAAGCGAAAAUAUGAAACUGAGAGCUAAACUAGAUGAAUUAAAACUAAAAUAUGAACCUGAAGAGACAGUUGAAGUGCCUGUACUGAAGAAGAGGCGUGAGGUGCUGCCUGUGGAUAUUACCACCUCUAAAGAUACAUGUGUCAACAACAGUACUGUCGGGGGAGAAGUUUAUCGAUUACUGCCUCAGAAAGAAGAGACACAGUCCUGUCCUAACAGUUUAGAAGAUAACAACUUGCAAUUAGAAAAAUCAGUUUCUAUACACACACCAAUAGUCAGUCUCUCUCCUCACAAAAAUCUGCCCGUGGAUAUGCAGCUGAAGAAGGAAAAGAAAUGUGUGAAACUCAUAGGAGUUCCAGCUGACGCUGAGGCCUUAAGUGAAAGAAGUGGAAACACCCUUAACUCUCCCAGGUCAGUGUCCUCUUUUCCUCAAGGCAGCCAGCAGACCUCGCCAUCUCUCCUCUCUCGCUGCAUGAACUGUGCUGUCUGUUUCUUUAUCUACUUUCUUACUGUUGCAUGCAGUAUAAUUCCUCAGUUUCAUCUACCUACCUUCAACUUUUCCAGAACUUUAAGAAAGACUAAACUGAUUGCAAAGGGAAAGGACUCCUGAAUAAGGGAAUCACAUUAAAAAGUUAAUAUGUUUCUGUUUCAUGAAAGGAAAUAUCACAGUCUAACACAUCUCUGAAUGCUUUAUCAGUUUGAAUAAAUGUUCUGUUAUUUUUCUCCUGGUUCAAGCAUGGCCAUGAAAGAAAAAUCAACUUACUUUCUCAAAGGGCUUUCUAGUAGUCUUAAGAAAUUUCAGCCUUCUGGAAAACUUAGGUGAAUUUUUUAUGUCUUUUGAAGUUGCUUAUCCUAGCUUUCAAAAAUGGGCUUUAAUACUUAUUUUGACAUUUUUACAUAUCAAAGCUUUUCAUUGUUUCCAAAACUUGAAAGCCUCUAGUUUCUGCAUAAUUGAGUUUUUGACUAAAAGAAAUAGUGUCAGAUAUGUGUGUCUGAAGGAAUUAAUGUCCCAAGGCCUUUGUCCUUUAAAAAUAAUCAAGUUAAGAAGGUAAGAGAAAGUGAAUGGAAGGGAAAGGUAAGUAGGAGUGGCUGAGGCUUGAGUUCUGGAUGUGCACAGCAGAAGAAGCGAAUGAGGAAAUUGGAGAAAGUGAAAGAUGGAGGAUGCAUGCAAUGGAAUUGUUAGAGGCAUUUAAAACAAAUAUCUAGACAUUCAAAAAGAUGUGCCAAUAGCUAGCCUGGAUUAUCUCAUAUGAAAUGUGAUCUUGAAGGUGCUACUAGGGCUACAGUAGUCUUAGAGAGUAGAGACAGAUUAAUAAGACAUUUUACUAAUGUGCAUUUGAGUAAAGAGAGUAAGACACAGCCCAAUGUAAAAGGGCUUCCUUAUAUGUUUUAUCUGAUUGAUCUCCAAGUCUUCAGUGCUACUAAAUGUAAUACUCAACAAUAAAAGCACUUUAACAAUGUUAGCUGCUAUUAUUAUAAGGAAUAGUAAUUUAUUACUCCCUCCUUGGAGUUUUAUAUAAUGUUAUAACCUCUGAGUCACAUAAAAUAAAAGCUUACUAUUCUUAAGGAAAAAGUAACUUCAAAUGAGUAUCUGCCACAUACACAUGGUUUCAAAGAGUUCUGAAAUGAAUCCAGCAGAUUAUGCCUGUGUAUAUGUAUGUGAUGCAUUGUAUAAACAUCCUUGACCACUGUAUAUUUCUGGAGGUGAAUUUCCAGAAUUGAUAAGUGCCAGCCUUGCUAUCUGUAUUGUCUUCAUUCCUUUUUCUGCCUUUUUUUGCUUGAUAAAAAUCACUUAAGCAAAUGUAUGUGGCUAAUUGACUCAAGUAGCACGUUGGAAACUUUUUGUCUUGUUAGUUAAACAAAAAAUAAAAUACCACAA